AUUCAUUUCUCCAGAGGAAAAAGACAACAAGAACGUUUGCCAUCAGCCGUCAUCAAUCUUUCAUCAUUCAUUCCUCCACGACAACCAUCAUACACGACCAUCAUCUCUCUUUCCCUCCUCCUCUCUCUUUCUCCCUCUUUCUCUUAUUUCUCUUUCUCUCCCCUCUCUUGGGACUCGCUUCACUCCAAGUGCCUUGGCGGCUCAAUUCAUCACAUCUAAAACACUCCUUCUACUUGAUCUCGCCUCUCUCUCUCUCUCUCUCUCUCGCUCCCUCCCUCUCUUCCUCUAUUCUUGAUCAUUUCAUUCAUUCGUCCGCUCAUUCAUCAACUCAUUUAUCAACUCAUUAAUCUAUUCAUUUUUUCGUUUAUUUGUUCAUUUAUUCAUUUGUUCACUCACCCAUUCAUCAUGAAACGACCCAGUUGUAGCCGGUGCUAUUGUUUGCUACUGCUUAUGGCAUUGAUUCCUAUAGCUGCUACUGCCAAACUGCACAGAAUAUCUGUCCAACAGCGCCCCGGGUCAAGUCCGAGGCCUACACGAGAACUGCGCGCCCAUCACGAGUCCCGUGUAGCCUUUAUGUCCAAAUUACACACUCUCAACAUUCUUCGUAACAACACUAAUAGCCAGGACUCUCUCCUUAAUUCUACCACUGCCACUACAACAACAACUUUCACUGCAACAGCAACGACUAUCCCUUCUACUUCAGCACCCUCAGAGAAGCGACAUGAAUUUACAGUCACUAAUGUAACACAACUAGACUCUGAUGAGAACGAUACCAUUGAUAUCGACCCCAUCUCCAAUCUCGAUCGAAUUGAACAAGAACUGCAGGAACUUGAGCAGGAACAGAAGAAACAUGAUGAUAUUCACAAGCGAGCCUAUGUCGGCGUAGCGCCUGUACGAGGGAAUUCUCUUGACACACAAUGGGUUGCAGCCAUGAUGAUCGGAUCUCCUAAACAAGAGUUCUCUGUCGUUUUUGAUACAGGCAGCAGCGACCUUUGGGUCUCCUCCACAAGUUGCCAGUCCACUAUUUGUACAGCUCUUCGGCGAUUUAAUCCCACACGAUCAAGCACAUUUCGUCAGGAUGGGCGUACAUGGUCAAUUAACUAUGCUGAUAGCUCUUGGGUCACAGGCGUAUUGGGCGUAGACGACAUCACUGUGGCGGGCAUCACUGUCACCCAUCAGACAUUUGGCUUAGCCUCGGUCAAUACAGGGUCAACCGCUGCUACAGGCGUCGAUGGCAUUAUGGGCUUAGGUUUUGAUACAAACACUGAGAUUGGUGAUGUGAAAACACCGGUGACUAACAUGUUAGAGCAAAAUCAGAUUGAUCAGGCCAUCGUCUCAGUCUGGCUCAAUAAGGCUUCAGAUCAGGACGCGAGCUUAUCAGAUGGAGGCCAGUUCAUUUUUGGUGGCGUAGAUCACUCUCUUUUCACAGGGGCAAUUACCUAUGUUCCCGUGACAUCCUCCAAAGAAUGGCAGAUCUCUAUUGACCGUUUGUUUAUUGGGCGCAAGGAACUGACGCUCUCUAAUUCAGCUUCGUCAGCGAUUGUCGACACAGGAUCGUCCUAUAUUCUCUUCCCAGACUACCUGGCGACUGCAUUCCAUCGAGCCAUUCCCAACUCUCAAUACGAUCAUAAGCUGGGUUGGUUAAUCCCUUGUGCACUUGCAAACUCGAGAACUGUAGGAGACUUAACAUUUGUCAUUGGUGCACAAAAGUACAGUGUGCCUCUCUCGGACAUUGUCAUCGUUAAAUCCGAAUACAAUGGAUACUGCCUUAGUGCUAUUGAUUCAUGGCAAGAACUACCUGGACAUGGGUCUCAAUCUGGCAUCUUACUUGGGGAUUUAUUCAUCAAGAAUCAAUAUGUGGUGUACGAUUACGAAAAGAGGCAGAUUGGAUUUGCAACAAAAGUUCAUACGGCACCUGGAGGAAUUGGACUCAAUGCAAAAGGGACGGCUGGAAUGGGUUGGAAAGGCUUGAUCGAGAAUGGUCGUGCAAGAUCCUUGGCCCUUGUUAUCUUGACCACACUUGUAGCAUCAUCAUUUUAAAAAAAUCUGUGGCAUAAUCUAAUAUUUAGCGUAUACUAUUAUCAUAAGCAUAAAUAAUAAUAUUUUAAUACAAUAAUAUCGAAUUAAAUAAAUCUGCCCCAUGCGUAUUGUCAGCU
This is a messenger RNA of Lobosporangium transversale, 2156 nucleotides long. Its product is annotated as aspartic peptidase domain-containing protein. Gene Ontology annotation, biological process: proteolysis. Gene Ontology annotation, molecular function: aspartic-type endopeptidase activity. NCBI's taxonomy places the organism in Eukaryota, Fungi, Mortierellomycota, Mortierellomycetes, Mortierellales, Mortierellaceae. The record is from RefSeq and is a predicted model, not a curated record. The coding region runs from base 406 to 2040 and encodes 544 amino acids. The transcript is spliced from 5 exons.